This is a messenger RNA of Pieris brassicae (large cabbage white), 5215 nucleotides long. Its product is annotated as RING finger and SPRY domain-containing protein 1-like. The transcript is spliced from 11 exons. Lineage: Eukaryota; Metazoa; Arthropoda; Insecta; Lepidoptera; Pieridae. The record is from RefSeq and is a predicted model, not a curated record. Gene Ontology annotation, cellular component: cytoplasm. Bases 147 to 1712 code for a protein of 521 amino acids. Gene Ontology annotation, molecular function: protein binding; ubiquitin-protein transferase activity.
UUGAGUUGAAACAAGUUAAAAGCGAGAAUAAUAAGAAUUCGCAGUAGUAUGUUCGCAGUGUGAUUUGUGUUUAAGUUUAUUGAAGCUGCGUCGAAGGUAUCACAAUGGUGUGACUCCUGCAGAAACAUAAACGAACAACAUCAAUAAUGGGUGACUGCUGCUGUAAGAAUUCUGUGCCAGAUGUGUUUACAUAUGCACCUUCCUCUGCUACUCAGAGUGCUAAUUCACCAUAUGAGAAUAGGCAAAGGUCUCCUAAAGUGGAUCCUAAUCUUGUCGAUCAGCUAGUUCUUGAAAUGUUAACAGUAGCUGCUUCAAGAGUUGAUACUGAUGAAGAAUCACCAGUGUCACUUGUGAAGUUGCAUCUUAUAGCAGAUAAAGAGGAAGGCUGGAUUCAGAUGAUUACCUCAAUGGUUAAUGUGAUCCCUAUAGAAAACCCAUUUGGCCCAACAGCAAUUUCAAUCUUAUUGGAUGCUUGUCCAUUACCAUCCCGGGAAACUGUUAUUAAAGUCACGGAGCUUUUUGGCUUGUCGAGUGAAAGAGCUAAACAGGGAGAAAUUAAUGUUAGAGUAGAUCGUAAUAUAUGUAUCGUACUUGGAUCUCUUGCUGAAAAAUUGGUUGGACCUAAUAGUAUAGCGAUGCUCACUGAAAAGACAUUGGAUUAUCUCUUUACCUUCCUUGUGGACCACAGAGAACCGUGUCUUUGUCUAUUUGCUCUAAUAGCAUUGGAGAAAUUUGCGCACACUAUGGAGAACAAAAUAGUGAUCAAGGAUAAGUUGGAGAAAUCUGGAGAGAAUCCUUUAUUACAUCUAGAAAAAUUUGCUGAUAGUGAAGAUAAUAUAUGGAGACAAGUAGGAUUCUGUGCUAGUUGGUCCUUAGAUAAUCUAUUUGUGGUCGAAGGCAGGAAGCUUUCAUACGAGGUUGUAGACAUGAAAGAUAUUAAUGCGAUAUUAAAUUGCCAAGAUGUUAGUGAGUAUUUACAAAUAUCGCCCAAUGGCUUAGAGGCAAGGUGUGACUCUUACUCCUUUGAAAGUGUCCGCUGUACAUUCCAAGUUGAUGAUGGAUGCUGGUACUACGAAGCGACGGUUGUCACACCUGGAGUCAUGCAAAUUGGUUGGGCAACGAAGAAUAGUCAUUUUUUAAGUGACGAGGGAUUUGGUAUCGGAGAUGAUUUGUAUUCAAUAUCAUACGAUGGUUGCCGUGAGCUGGUGUGGUAUAACGCCCGACCGACUUCCAUUACAGCAGUGAAGCCUUGGGCACCCGGUGACGUGUUGGGCUGUCUCAUUGACCUGGCUACAAAGGAGAUUAUAUUUUCAGUGAAUGGACAAAGGUUGCCUACGUAUAACGAGAUAUUUGAAGCUACUAAAUAUGGUUUCUUUGCCGCCGCUAGCUUCAUGGCUUACCAACAAUGUAAAUUCAAUUUCGGGAAGGAGCCUUUCAAGUAUGCGCCAGAAGACAGAAUAUUCGCUACAUUCAAUGAUUUUGGCCAACUUACAGAUGAACAAAAGAAGGUUAUUCCCAGGCGGUUAUACUUAGAGCGUCUACGCCACUCCAGCGUAAAGGAGGACUCGUGCACGCUAUGCUACGAUGACACGGCAUGUUGUGUACUAGAACCGUGCGGUCACAGGGGAUUCUGCUCGGUAUGUACGUCCAUGCUACGCGACUGCCCGAUGUGCCGUGGCGAAAUCCUGAACAUACGACGCGAGGCCAUCUGACCUGAUGUUCGUGACGUCAUCGAUGACGUCACCGAUUCGGACUCUGAUUCGCCGUUCGAUUUCAAGAUGGCGCACUUUACCGCACGUGAUUCGCAUAAUUCGUCGCUUGUAUCUGUCUCUCCUAUGCCUUCUUUGAAAGAUCAAGAUAUCGUUAAUGGUAAUUUUUAAUUUAAUUGUAAUAUGUAAAUGCUUAUAGUCACAUUAUUUUAUUUCUGUUUAAAAUUUAAUAAUUUCAUACGUACUAAAACAUUAUUUUAAAAGGAUAUGUAAUAAUUCAUAGUCAUCUAGUAGUAAAAUAGGAUUAAGUCCCCAAUGGCCUCAACUAACUUAUCAAUUUAGUACAUCGAAACUAGAAUGUCGCAAUUUUUCUGUUAUCUUGGUUUUUUUUACGAAAACCUUCGAGGCGAAGGUUGGAAGAUUUCCCUUUAGGAACGUAUAAUGUUAUAUAUAUGAAUCAACCAGUACAAUUUUUAUUUUUUAUAAUAAAUUGUUUCUCCGAUUGGACGUUAUUAAAUUUUAAUUUUUUUUUAAAUUUAGCAUAGGGUCAAAUACCAUGGGUGCAUGCGCCAAUGGAAUUGUUAUAUGCACAAUAGCAGAUCUAGAAUAGAGAAUAUUGUUUGAUCUAAGCGUCUCGCGUUUUUCGUCUCUGUCCCAGUCUCAGAUUGGCGUCCAUACCAAGCCUAUGAAAAAGUAGUCCCAAAUCUGUCCCUGGGCUCGCGUCCCUGCCUCUGAUCUCCCGUCUCUGUCUUCGGUCUCGCGUCUCCGCCGGACUUCUACAGUCUCUGUCUCCCAUCUUUAUCUCUGUCUCUGAGUUUGCGUCUAUGCCUCCGGUAUCGCGUCUUUGUCUAUGCCCGAAAAUGUCCCUCAAAGUGUACUGAGUGAACUCGAAAAAAGAACAAAACAAUUUUGACCAUGUUUCACAUAAAACGGCUUUAACUAUUCUAAGCAUUUAUUUACUAACAAUUGUAUUUCUAGUUAUUAUUUCUAGGGUUUGAGUUAAGAUCUAUAUAGAUUUUUUAUAUUUUGUGAAACUUUUGAGUUAACCUCUGGCGACUACAAAUGAAGACAAUUAUUUGUAAGCUGUUUAGUACGCAUCACACUGGUUUUACUAUAUAAGUUGUAAAACUAGUCUUGAUAGGGUAUUCACGACGUCAUGUAUCACAGAAUAUUGUUAUGAGAUCGAAUUUCUUAAAAACUAAUUUCGGCCCAGAGAAGUAUCCCAGUUUGGAAAUACGUAAGUUAUAAAAUUUUCCUAGUCAUUAGAGCUUGAUGUUGUGACAACGGUAAAUGUAAAUUUAUAAUACUUUAAUUCUAUUUAGUAUAAGCAGCUUAUGGAUUAAAUUAAAUAAGCGAUAUUUUUCAUAAUAUGUAAAACCUUUAUACGUAGCAAAUUUGUAUGUAAACAUCUAUUUGUCUAGUUUUUUUUUUUUAUAGAAAAUUAAGUAUAUUUUCGCAUUUUAUGUAUCGUUUAACUAAACUAUGUCUUGGCAUUUAUUAACAAUGACUAACUGACAUUUUAUAGAUUGGUACUCUGUAACCCGAAUUAAGGCUCAAUGCGGCAUCGUUAUAGAUACUGAGACUAUCGAUAUUGUAUACAAAAUCGUCGAUAAGUUACAGAGCAUCGAAGUGUUUUCAGCCGGGGAUCAAACACUGUAAUAGCAUUCUAAUUAAUGUAUUAUUAAACACUGUCAAAGUCUUUAAAAAAACUGGAUUAGUCUAAUUGCACUCUGACUCUUUCGUCUCGUUCUGUCACAUCGUGUUAACGCUGUGUUGAAAAGAGAGAUGAGUAGUAAGUAAAAACGCUGCAAUUAUACUGAUUAUUUUUUAUGAAUCGUCUAUAGGGCACCUAUAUAUGUAUAUAUAUAAAUUCGUAGCUCUGUUAGGAGCUCAGUGUUAAAUGUCCUAGAAUCUCAUAAUAAGUUAUGAAUGUGUUACACAAUACUAUUUUUGUAAAAUAAUGUAACAUACACUGUACAGUGUACUUUUGUACAUUUAUUUUGUCACUCAUAAACAUUGUUCAUUGUAUUAAAACGCUAAUAAUUGUUAGAAUGUCAGAAUUAAGUAGUGCGUUUUAGUACAAUGAAUGUAUUGGUUUGUACUAUAAGAUAUUUAAAGAUUUUUUUGACGGAGGUAUUUAAAACAAAAUUUAACAUUUUCCAACGAACUGCGUUGGUCAAAUUUAUUUCCUUCGUUUUUUAUUAUUAUUCUAAUAUAUAUAAAUCUUAAAAUCCAAUUUGGAUUUAGCUUUUACAAAUAAUCAAUUUGUUAAGAAUCUUUCUGUCGAGUUCAUUUAUAGUUGUACAUAGUUUUUAGAAAAUGACCGCUAAUAAAUAUCAUCCGAUUGUAUACAUACAUAUAGUCUGGUAUAGAAUAUAUAAUGUAUGUAUUCCAUAGACAAAUUAUUCGUAACUGGCUUAAUUUAAAAAAAAAGUGAUACAUUUGCAAAAAAGUAAGUAAUUAAUUUUAAUUGGCUAUUUGAUAAUAUUUCAUAUCAGAUUUCAGAUUAUUCAUUAGUGACUAAAACCUAUUAAGUAUUGGCAUUAAAAUUCUAAUAAAACGUUCAUCAUUUCAAGAAUGCACCAAAACGCAUCUCUAGACAAGAUGGCGUCACACCGGUUCCAUAGGAACUGUGCCUGUAAACGGUCUCAGAGUUUAAUUUCGUCGAAAAAACACUUGCCAUGUUUAAUAAUCGCUUUUUAAUUAUACAAAUCAAACUGCUACGAAAUUAUACUCCAUGACAGUAUUAGAAUUGAUAUUGACAGGUGUGGUUCGUUAUUAUGUUACAAGUUUAUUAGUCUAAUCUGUGAUCGUUUUGUGUCACGUGACUGUCGUAUCUUUAAUCAAAAAUCAAUCGCAACUCAGGGCAUUGCCUCCAUAACGAUUUUCAAAAUCCAUGUUUUGUAAAUAUUACUCCAAAUAACACUAUUGAUACACGCAAAUAGCCCAGAUACAGGUUCAUAUAUGUUUUAGUAAAAGUGUAGCGAAAAUAUGACAAUUUUCCUAUUUGAGUGCAAAUUUUUUGACAAUGAUUAAUAGCCGAUGCUCGGACGAUGCAUUGCACAUUAAUGAUAGACGGUAUUGAAACAGAAAUGUCUGGUAAAUCCAUCAAUUAACUUCCUUUUCUGCCAAUCAUAGUUAGGAAGAAGAAUUAUCGAAAUUUUGUUUUGAUUUUGUUACUGUAGCAGUGGCUCAGCGUGCUCUACUCACCAAUGUGUGUUUUUCUAUUUGCGUAAUUAACACUCGCUCGUACAGUAAACAACACUUGUUGCUCUCUUUCAUGAUGCAUUUAAACAUAUUUUGUUACUAUAUUUUUUAAUUAUAUUGAAACGGAAUCUGUCCAAUAAAAAAUAAAGCCAAAUAUUUUUUUAAACUUUCACAUAAUAUAAGUACUUUUAAUAGAUACUUGAAGAAUUUUCACCCAUGUUAAUUUUUUUAUUAUUAAGCAAAGUUAAAUACUUUUGGUUUGUAAUAUAUCUGCCAUGUCAAUUGUUCAAAAUAUUUUU